Cyprinus carpio (common carp) is the source of this 654-nucleotide messenger RNA. RefSeq names its product C-X-C motif chemokine 11-6. Gene Ontology annotation, molecular function: CXCR chemokine receptor binding; chemokine activity. The record is from RefSeq and is a predicted model, not a curated record. Gene Ontology annotation, cellular component: extracellular region. Gene Ontology annotation, biological process: neutrophil chemotaxis; cellular response to lipopolysaccharide; inflammatory response. Lineage: Eukaryota; Metazoa; Chordata; Actinopteri; Cypriniformes; Cyprinidae.
AAAUAUAAAAAUAAAGCAGCUGAACUUAAUCAUCCACAACUUCAUUAGCCAGUCAUUAGUGAGGUGAAAACAGAAGAUCAGCGCUAUGAAAAUCAUUACAGCUGUGGUUAUUCUAGGCUGCCUGCUUGUUGUAGAGGUGAAAGGCCAGGCUAGAGCUCCAAAGGGCAGGUGUUUUUGUGUUGACAAAGGUGUGAACAUGGUUCCUCCAAAACAGAUUGAGAAGGUCGAAAUCAUACCAGCAAGUCGGUCUUGUAAAACCCAGGAGAUUGUUGUUACUCUGAAAAAUAGUACAGAGCAGAAAUGCUUGAAUCCAGAAUCUAAAUUCACGCAGAAAUACAUCAUGAAGGCUGUUGAAAAGAGGAGCCUGCAGAAGAAAUAGCCUGAAAUAUGAAUCCAUAUGAGCUAUUGUUAACUGAAGAACAUAUUAUAUUAGCACCCUACAAUCAGUAACAUCCUUAUGACCAAUCUUGAACUGAAAUUUAUAUUGCAAUGUAAAUCUUUCCUUAAAGAAAAAAAUUCCUUAAUGCUUUUUUUUCUGAUAAAAAUUAUCACUAAUCACUGUUGUGCGUUUUAAAAUAGUAAUGCAAAACAUGCCUGAUUACAGAGUGUAAUAUGCAAAUAUGUCAUGCAAAAUAAAGCUUUUGUGACAUUGAA